Molecule: messenger RNA, 1449 nt
Organism: Rotaria sp. Silwood2
Lineage: Eukaryota; Metazoa; Rotifera; Eurotatoria; Philodinida; Philodinidae
Source: the annotation of a GenBank genome assembly
AUGUUUGAUAAAGUUACGAGCAUCACUUGUGAUUCUGCACCAAAUAUGAUAAAAAUGUUCGAUUACUUUUCACGUCCUGAUAUAACACAUAUUCGUUGUCACGCACACUUCCUUCAUCUUAUUGUUUGUAAUGGCCUUGGUCUCUGGAUCGAGAGAAAAGAAAAGACAAAGGCUAAGACUGAUGAAACAAAUCCACAUGAUCCUGAAGUACGCCUCAGUGAUUCUUUACAAAAAAUCAAUAGAAUUGAUGAUGAACAAUUAAUUAAUGAAGUACAUGUUGUUCAAAGUGAUGGUGAACAUCCUGAAACAGAUGAUGAAAGUGAAGAUUCGGAUGAAGCAGAAGAUAAAAAUAAUAUCAAUCAAGGUGAUAAUGGUGGUAAUUUUUCAGAUGAAGCCGACUCGAUUUCUAUCAAUAGUGAAUCGGAUAUUGAAAGUACAAAUGAUUCAUAUCAAAAUAACUUUGAAGUUGGUGUUGAUGUACAUCCCAGUGAAAGUUCUGAUUUAUCAUUGCGACAACCUAAUCCAGGUAUUUGUUUAGUUGUCGAAAAUGUACGUACUCGUUGGAAUUCAACGUACAAGAUGUUAUACUCAUUAAAUAUGCACCGAUUAAUAAUCAUUGAAUUAUUUCAAAACAAAACAAAUUUGGAUAUAACAAAAAAACAACAACAACGUUUAAAUGCUUUAGAAUUGACAAGUGAUUGCUGGUAUAUAAUUGAAUUAUUAAUUAAAAUAUUGAAGCCGUUUUAUCGAGCUACUAAAGCAAUUAGCGGUAGUGAUUAUCCGACGAUAGGAAGUACAUUUUUUAUUUUUCGUCGUCUUGAAAAAGAUUUCUUAUCCAACAUUAGUCCAACAGAUGAUCCAUUAUUUAAUAAUAUGAAAGAAUGUUUAUUAAGUAAAAUGAUUUAUCAUAAUAUGUUUUAUGCAUACUUCUAUCCUUAUGGUAUAUCAGUUAUGACAAAUAAUGAAAUUAACACAAUAGAAAAUGAAAUAAAAUAUAUAAUUCGUCAACAAAUAUCAAACAGCCAAACACAAGCAUCAUCAACAACAUCUUCAAAUACAAAUGGAUCAUCAACAACAGAAAAAAAUCAAAAAAAAUCAUUACUCAAUUAUUUUCUUGAUUCAUUAGCUGAUGAUGAUACUCAACAGGUGAAAAGGCAAUCUUCAACGUUAAAUAAGAUAUUAAAUGAUGAAUUUAAAACUUACAAAAAAUUAGCUUGCCACUUUGUAUCAACAUCAACUAAUUUAUAUCAUUCACUCCAAUUUUGGAAGAAAAACAAGUUGUUAUUGCCCAACUUGGCACCACUUGCGCAAAAAUAUUUAGCUUCUCCAAGUACCAGUCCAAAAUCUGAAUCAGCAUUUAGCAUAUCUGCCUAUUAUGGCCGUAAACAACGAGCUCAACUUUCUUCAGAAAAUCUUGGUUUUUUCGUUUUUCUCAAAGAUAAACUAUGA